This is a messenger RNA of Anopheles nili, 1988 nucleotides long. It is a transcript of the gene kermit, whose product is annotated as PDZ domain-containing protein GIPC3. Gene Ontology annotation, molecular function: protein binding. The coding region runs from base 138 to 1166 and encodes 342 amino acids. Lineage: Eukaryota; Metazoa; Arthropoda; Insecta; Diptera; Culicidae. The record is from RefSeq and is a predicted model, not a curated record. The transcript has 5 exons.
CUCAACCUUGCCACCCCCUACUCCAUCGUAACGUGUUGGGUCGGUUUUCCCGCUCGGAACGCGAGCAACCCGGCGACCUUAACCUCCCGUCAACGGUGUAAAGUGCCACAGAUUUGAAAGAUUUCCUCGCCGGGACGAUGCCGCUGUUUAAUAAGAAAAGCACCAAAAUAUCCAAUCCCUCGCCACCGAUGACCAAGGAUCCGCAUGCGUACCACGAUAACAACAACUACAAAAACCCUCCGCUCCCAACAGCCCCCCCGAUGCCGCACGAUAGCAUGGCCAACGGUGGCCACCCGGAGUCAACCGUCACGAAGCCGCAGCUGGUGUUCAACUGCCAGCUAGCUCACGGCAGUCCGACCGGCUUCAUUACAGGAUUCGCGAGCGUCAAGGAGCUUUACCAGAAGAUCGCCGAAUGUUACGACUUCUCGAUGGAUGAGAUUCUGUUCUGCACGCUAAACUCGCACAAAGUCGACAUGAGCAAUCUGCUGGGCGGUCAAAUCGGGCUGAACGAUUUCAUCUUCGCACACAAAAAGGGCCGCCCAAAGGAGGUGGAGAUCGUGAAAUCGGAAGACGCCCUAGGACUGACGAUCACGGAUAACGGUGCCGGUUACGCGUUCAUCAAGCGCAUCAAAAGUGGCAGCGUCAUCGAUCGGAUUCAGCACAUACAGAUUGGUGAUCACAUCGAGAAACUGGACGGUAUCAACGUGGUCGGGAAGCGACACUACGAGGUGGCCCGCAUGCUGAAGGACAUUCCCACCGGUUCGACGUUUACCAUCCGUUUGGUGGAACCGAUGAAGAGCGGCUUCCAGGGUAUUGCACCGCGCAAGGGAACGGCCGGCAGCAAACCCGGCAAGCAGGGCUACGGCAGUGGCAAGGAAACGUUGCGGUUUAAGGCUAACGGAAACGCGACCAUCGAGGACGAACACGACGAUGCUACGCAGAGUGGAAUCGAUGCCAUCAAUUCACUGUUGGAUUCCUUCAUGGGAAUCAACGAUAGUGAGCUAGCCACGCAAAUUUGGGAACUAGGUAAUAAUAAAAUAAACUCGAUGGACUUUGCGGAAGCGAUCGAUGCCUCCGAUCUGGAGGCAUUUGGUUUCACGGACGAUUUCAUCAUCGAGCUGUGGGGCGCCAUCACCGACGCACGCCACGGACGCUACAAAAGAUAAGCUAAAGCAGGGCUACAGCGCGACAGUGGCAAGCGCUCUUGUACUACCGGGAAGAAAGCUGGCUGGCAUAGAAAAUGGAGCAUUUACGAGGCAUGAAAGAGGUAGCAAAACGGAAAAAAGGCGCUCAUGAAAUGUGAUGUGUUUUAAACUAUUACUUCUAAAGCAAAAACCCACUAUUUAGUGUUAGCACCAUUGCUACUGCUACUGCAGCUAUUAUAUUAUCUAAUGCUAUUACAAGAUUGUUACAAGAGUUUGAUUGAAGUGAUGCAAAACUGUUGGCGAAUCCUUCGUGACGCUGCACUGAUAGAAGCGACUGAUAGAGCGACUGUGUGUAAGGUGAAGCGAAACGGUACGCUAUUUGCUUAUGAGAUGUUGAAAGUGCCGGUUUCAAUUGCAUUCCACUAUUACGGACUGGAAGACUAUAAUCGAAAGUAUGAGCUGCUGCUGUACCACAGCCACAAUCUGGUUAUCGUAUGUCCAGGGCAAGCAGAGUGAUUGCUUCCUGCACACGCUCAUGUUGUUGCCCCGUCGUGUAUUCUGUGGAUAGAAUGUCUUAACGAAGCUAGUGUUUUAAAAUUUGUAAAAUGUUGUAAAGAACAUAUUUUGUUAGAAUCUGCAACGAACACGCGCCUAGGGUGAUUUCGAUGGUAGCGACGGUGUUUUUUUGUCGAAACACAUGAUAAUACUAAAUCGGGGGAAGCAGGUUAACGAAGGCAAUCGACUCACGCGCGCCGUGAGUGGGAGGAAAAGUAUUUUAGCGAAGAAAAAUCGUAUAAAACCUUAAGCAUGCAAAUAAAUAUUUAUCGAUAAGGUGAGCUAGAA